UCAUUUCAUUAUUGACACAUGUAUUCAUUCUGAAUGCAGGUUGGUUCUCGCAGUGUACGGGGAUAUGGCUCCACUGUCGCGAGGGAUUGGUAUGCUGAGCUCCCGGAGGCUGUCCGGGAUUUAGUAGACUUGGCAGGAUUCGGGGCUUUCUGCGUUGGGUUGUCACGUUGUUCCGCCAGGAGGACACUGAUGGCAGCAUUGGUAGAGAGAUGGUGGGACACCACCAACUCCUUUCAUUUCUCUGCCACUGGAGACAUGACCAUGACGCCUCUAGAUUUUGCCGUGCUGACCGGCCUGGACAUAGGAGGUUGGCCCAUCCCCUAUGAUGAGGAUAUGGGCAAGUGGGAAGCCGCUUGGAUGUAUCUAUUGGGGGCUCGCCCGCCUGUUGACAGGGUUUCUGGGAGAGUCCGAUACACUUGGUUCUCUUCCCACUUCUGGCGGGCGGAGAUGGUGCCCGAGACUCCUGAGGAGACGGAGCAGUACGCCCGUGGUUUCCUUAUGUUCCUCUUUGGGACUACCCUGUUCACCGAUAGAGGGAACACAGUCGGGUUAUAUCUGCUGAGCGCUUUGGUUGACCUAUCACAGGUCAGUAGAUAUGACUGGGGUGGCGCCGGCCUGGCUAUCCUUUACUUUUAUAUGAGCGCGACCUCCCGCGGGCGGGGCGAUUUACUUGGCGGCUACUGGAGAGCCUGGGAGCUAUGGGUCUAUGUAUACUUCCCAGCAUUAGCCCCAGAGUUGGAGGUGGCAGGGCUUCCCAUGACCCCAUACUCACUAGUGUUCGAGGGCCCGCACCGGCCGAGACCCCGAGAGACCCUCAUUUACCUGCGACAGUACUUUGACACUGUGCGACAUUCAGAGGUACCUCAGAACUCUCAGUUCCUUUCAUUUUCAUCUUUGAUUUCCACCGCGAGGUAUGACAGUGCGGAGAUUAUCCCGCAGAAGAGGACAAGGUGUGCUUCUCGUUCCCGCUCCCGAGGACUUUGA
Molecule: messenger RNA, 984 nt
Organism: Camellia sinensis
Lineage: Eukaryota; Viridiplantae; Streptophyta; Magnoliopsida; Ericales; Theaceae
Source: RefSeq, a predicted model, not a curated record